GAGGGAGAGAGAGAAACAUAAAUGAUGAGAGACUCUUUGGUCGGCUGCCUCCUUCAUUCCCCCCCACGGGGGAUUAAGCCUGUGCCCCAGGCAUGUGCCCUGACUGGGAAUUGAACUUCGAUCGAUCUGGAUCAUAGGUUAGUGCUCAACCACUGAGCCACGCCGGCCGGGCUGAAACAGUGUUUUGUCUAAAGCCACUUUUCCUGCGUCCAGCACCCCAGCCGUCGCUCCUCCACCUGCUCCUCAGAGAAGGGAAGAUGAGCGAGUCGAGUUCGAAGGCCAGCCAGCCCCUGGCCUCCAAGCAGGACAAGGACGGCACUGAGAAGCGAGGGCGGGGCCGGCCUCGGAAGCAGCCUCCGAAGGAGCCCAGCGAAGUGCCAACACCUAAGAGACCUCGGGGCAGACCGAAGGGGAGCAAAAACAAGGGCGCUGCCAAGACCCGGAAAACCACCACGACUCCAGGGAGGAAACCUAGGGGCAGACCCAAAAAACUGGAGAAGGAGGAAGAGGAGGGCAUCUCGCAGGAGUCCUCAGAGGAGGAGCAGUGACCGUGCCACCCGCCUCCUCACCCAGGAGCAGUUUCCUUCUGGGACUGGACAGCUCCGCUCCCACCGC
Messenger RNA from Miniopterus natalensis, 615 nucleotides. NCBI's taxonomy places the organism in Eukaryota, Metazoa, Chordata, Mammalia, Chiroptera, Miniopteridae. The record is from RefSeq and is a predicted model, not a curated record.